AUGGCCAUUCAGUCGCAAUCCACUGUAUCACUGCCAACACUGAAGUCUCAAUCGACGCAGAGUCUUUUGAAUCGAAGAGUUUCCGUGAAUGAUUCGCUUUAUCAUGUCUGUUUGACCGUCAAAAGGAGGCUAGAAUGCUUGCCCCAAAUUAAGCCGUACUUAAACCUGGCAUAUGCAAGUAGUGAGCUACUAAGCGAGCGUCAGGCUCUAUUACUAUCUCAAAAGCAACAGCUGAGUCAGAUGCAUCAUAGGAGCGUGGGGUCCAAUAUGAGUGCGAUGUCUGGCUCGAGCACACCUAAAGGAACCUUAGGUAGCCGUGCAAGCUCUAUAUCGGCUAAUAGCUUUCAUGAGGAACAAGAUGGAUCUGCUGUAAAUAUGGAAGAGACUGUUCUGACAUUCAGCAUGGGUAUACUACCCAUAUCUAUGGAUUGUGACCCUGUCACACAACUGUCCCAACUUUUUCAGCAGGGUUCUCCUCUUUGCAUUAUUUUCAAUGCUGUAAAGCCACAACACAAACUACCUGUUGUAUCUUCUGAUGACUUGAAAAUUUGCAAGAAAUCCAUCUAUGAUUUUAUUUUGGCUUGCAAACAACAUUUCUCAUUCACCGAUGAAGAGCUCUUUACUAUCUCGGACGUCUUCUCGAAUUCUACGAACAACUUUAUCAAAGUGUUGGAUGUCGUGACAACACUACUUAAUUCUGCAACUCAGGUUUUUCCACCAACCACUGUUGAGGAUAUAUUGUGGAGUAACACCGAUCACGGGAAAAUUAUUCGAGAAUUUGUCGAAACAGAAAGGAAAUACGUUUAUGACCUCGAACUACUAGAUAAGUAUAGAAAUCAACUUCUUUCCAAUGGUAUCAUUAACUCUGAAGAGCUGUAUAUGCUAUUUCCCAACCUGAGUGAUAUUAUCGACUUCCAAAGACGAUUCCUAAUAUCUAUGGAAAUAAACGGAAGAGUUGACCCUCAGAGGCAGAGAAUUGGUGCUUUAUUCAUGCAUUCUAAGCAUUUCUUCAAACUCUACGAACCGUGGUCUAUCGGACAAAAUGCUGCCAUUGAUUUCAUUUCCUCUAGUUUUGAUAAGAUGCAAGGCGCCGAUUAUGUCAUCGGUAACAAGCUUGAGUUACAAUCAUUUUUAUUAAAGCCAGUACAAAGACUGUGUAAAUACCCACUUCUCUUGAAAGAAUUACUUCAGCAAUCAUCCGAUUUUGGCAAUCACAAGGAGCUCGAAAUGGGAUUGGAGAUAUCAAAAAGCAUUGCAAGAAGCAUCAAUGAAAAUCAGAGGCGAACGGAAAACCAUGUGGUUGUAAAAAAGCUUUAUGAACGUGUAGUCAACUGGAAAGGGUACCGAAUUGCAAAGUUCGGUGAACUACUUUACUUUGAUAAGGUAUCCAUCUCUACAAACAACUCGAAUGAACCUGAACAUGAAUUUGAAGUAUAUCUCUUCGAGAAAAUUAUCAUACUAUUCAGUGAUGUGAUUCAAAAGAAAAGUAACUCUAUUUCCUUAAAAAAGAAGAACAGUACUGCUUCUUCUUCUACUCUACAUUUGUCCGGUCAAACUUCGGGUAGCUCUAACUUUAGUAACGGGCCUGGAGAACCUAAGUUGGAUUUGAGAGGCAGAAUAAUGAUAGUGAAUCUUAACCAGAUCACCCGCGUCAGUACCCACUGUCUCAACAUAACAUGGGAAUCUCCAAAAGAGCAAGGUAACUUCAUCUUGAAGUUCAAAAAUGAAGAGACAAGAGACAACUGGUGCAGCUGUUUACAAAAUUUACUGCGUAAUAUCAGAAGUGAGUCAUUCAAGAGUGUCAAUAGCACCAGUGAUCGCUCUUCAUUUUCCUCUGCUCAAUACAGUCAGCCUCACUACAGUAUGACUUCUUUGGGAAGCUCACAAGCGAGAAGAAUAUCGGAUGUUCUUCCUAAACAUCACGCGCACCAAUCUUUCGAAAACGAAUACAGGUCCAUUUCAGAAAACUAUAGAACCUCCAUACCUGAGACCAUGAUUUUGGUAAGAGUCUCAUUUAACAAUGAUUUCUACACUGUUUUGGUAGAACUCGACUCUAGCGUAUUAAAUGUUCUUCAAAUUGUGAAAAGAAAACUCACGCAUGCAGGGGAAAUAUCAAAGAUCAAGUAUCAGGAUGAAGAUGGUGAUUUCGUUAUGCUCGAAAGCGAAGAUGAUUGGAACGUUGUGAAAGACAUGCUAAGAGAAAGUAGCGAGCGAAUACUUAACGUCUGGGCAUAUACCUCAUGA
Messenger RNA from Lachancea fermentati, 2244 nucleotides. The record is from the annotation of a GenBank genome assembly. NCBI's taxonomy places the organism in Eukaryota, Fungi, Ascomycota, Saccharomycetes, Saccharomycetales, Saccharomycetaceae.